This is a messenger RNA of Bombyx mori (domestic silkworm), 1984 nucleotides long. Its product is annotated as malate dehydrogenase, mitochondrial. The transcript is spliced from 8 exons. Lineage: Eukaryota; Metazoa; Arthropoda; Insecta; Lepidoptera; Bombycidae. The coding region runs from base 364 to 1770 and encodes 468 amino acids. Gene Ontology annotation, molecular function: L-malate dehydrogenase (NAD+) activity. Gene Ontology annotation, biological process: tricarboxylic acid cycle. Gene Ontology annotation, cellular component: mitochondrion; cytoplasm. The record is from RefSeq and is a predicted model, not a curated record.
GUAAUGUGUUUUACGAUUUUCAUUUUAUAAUUUGUUUUAAUUAUUUACAAAAAAUAUUGAUCAUCCUCGUUACUCAUUGAACUCUUUAUACAUUUUUGGUAUAAUUUAGUGUACCGUGGUGGGUGCCUAUAGAGAUCUACAACGUAAUGUAAAACGCUUUAGUUUAAAUCAACUCGCUUAGAAAUAGUCUGUCAAAAAGAAACUGCAUAAAUCUUCUUUCGAGGAUAAUAACAAAAAAUCACAAAUCGUACUCUUGGUAUAAAUCAAAAAGAACAUAUUCUCUUUGGAUCAAACAACUUCAAUCAUCAAAAUUUCUGUGGAUCUAAAAAAAAUAGUAAAAAUAAGGUAAAAAAUAAAAAUAAAAUGGUAACUCACGGCUUACUCAGAAAUAUUUACCGGAUAGGACAAAAACUAAUUAUAAAUUCCAAUAGUUUAUUGAAAAUAGCCAAACAUGGAAAAAUUAGUAUGGAAAAUUAUAGUACUGGCCCGGCCGGUAUGAAAGUCACUAUUUGUGGAGCAGCCGGCGCUACAGGUCAACCUUUAGCGCUGCUACUAAAACAAUGUCCGUUAUUAGAUGAAAUAGCGCUUUACGAUAUAACUGCAACGUGCGGCUACGGUAUGGAAUUAAGUCACGUAGACACAAAGUGUAAGGUGUCAUCGUUUUCUGGACGACAUAUGCUGUGCGACGCUUUAAAGGAUUCUAAAGUUGUUGUAAUUGUGGCGAGAAACGAGUCGGAUACGUUUGAGUCUAGUGCGCCGGUUUUGACCGAACUCACAUUACAGAUCUGCAAUACGUGUCCAUUGGCAUUUACUAUAGUAGCAACGGAGCCAGUAGAAGCCAUGGUACCACUUGUAGCCGAAAUACAAAGAUUGCGUGGCGUGUACAACCCUCGGACGUUGCUCGGCUGUGUGGAACUGAACUGUGUGAGAGCUAACACGGUAUUGGCGGACUUCUUGAAAGUACCCCCCGAGGCUGUAAGGGUGCCGGUCAUUGGAGGCGCUUCUCCCAAUACAAUGGUGCCGGUGCUGUCGGCUGCUGUACAUCCUUGCACUAUGACGCAAGAACAGAUAGAGUGCGUAACGUCUUGCAUUAUGAGCGGAACAGAAGCAGUGUCGUGCGCGAAGGGUUGCAGUACGGAAACCGCGAGUUUGUCGGGUGCCUAUGCUGUGGCUCGUAAUACUAUAAACGUUGUGAAGGGUCUCCAGGGCGCUAAGAACAUUGUGCAGUGCGCGUAUGUGGACAGCCUCGGUACCUGUGCACCGGAUUGUCAAUUCUUUGCAAGUGAGGUAAUAUUAGGAUCGUCUGGAGUUGAGAAGAACUUAGGGGUUCCCGAAUUGACAAAGUUUGAAAACUGCUUACUGUGCAAUUGUUUGCCGUAUGUUAGAAAUGAAAUCGCUCGUGCUGUUUGGCUGGUGUACACGAUGUGCCAGGAGUGCUGUUGCUCGACUUGUUACGCGCACCCGUGCACUUGCUUCACCCCGCCGAUAGUGCCUUGCGUGCCGCCUUCGAACUGGACAUGCGACUGUCCUGACGCGUGCCGCGAUGAAUAUCUAGCUUCGGUUUGCAGAGAAAUGACUUGCAAGUGUGGUACUACUGAGUUAUGUUGGCGACCGCGCGAGUCUGACUACGACGCGGCGCGGGCCGCCAACUUAACGCAUCAAAUGCCGCUUAAAGGUUGCGCUUGCUCAGAAUGCAGAGUUCCUAGAAGCAUAAGAAUCGAACAGGAGCUCAGAGAAAAGGCUAGGGAUCCGUGCCUGUCUAAUUUAUGAAAUGUUCGUGGAGAUUCUUCUAAAGAUGGUCGGAGGGCGUAAUAUAUCAACAAAAAAUCGAACUAUUUCCCAAGAGCUCACAGAUAGAAGAAAUUGGGAAAACCUUUGCUUUAUUGAAAUGUAAAAAAUAUCGAAUGUCUCUGAUAAACCCAACAAAGAAAUAAGUGCACGUAAUGUAAUUUUAUGGAAAAGCUCAAUAAAAAUCAGGAAAAUA